This is a messenger RNA of Klebsormidium nitens, 1587 nucleotides long. The record is from the annotation of a GenBank genome assembly. NCBI's taxonomy places the organism in Eukaryota, Viridiplantae, Streptophyta, Klebsormidiophyceae, Klebsormidiales, Klebsormidiaceae.
AUGUCAUUCAAUACCACCGUGUCUGGAAUACUCACGACGAACGGCCUGUCGAUACCUUCCGGUUCCGUAUCCUUGCCUGCAGGUUCUGUCACCGCUGGAUCCGUCAGUGGUCUAGCGGCCAUCGCUACUACAGGGGCGGCUUCCAAUCUAUCCGGGGUACUCGCAACUUCUAAUAUCCCCAAUCUCAAUGCGAGCAAUAUCAUCUCUGGCAACUUUAGCGUCGGGACAUUUGGUACUUCCGUUGUGCCCUCUGCAACGGCGACGUCCGACCUCGGCAGCAGCACGUUCAAGUGGAAGACUGUAUACUGCAGCAACGUGACUGCUGUCAACUAUACCGGGAACACCUCUUCUACAACAGGCGCAGAACCGUUAGUGCUCGCAAACACCAGUACGGGUAACAACACGACAAAGUUUGCGGGGCUGAAGUUUCAAGGCACGGACACAGUCGGGUCUCUCAAAGAUGCAUCAUUUGUCCGGUCGAUCCCAGCAGAUCAAGACUAUGUGAGUUCAGGGCUGACUUUGUGGACUCGAUUAAAUGACUCCCUCUUAGAGCGCGUUCGGAUCACCCCAGCCGGGUGGAUGGGGAUCGGUCAGAGCACUCCAACUGCAAUGCUGCACAUCACAGGAGGCUCUGCGCAAUUCGAUAGUAACGUCACCGUCGCGAGUGCGCUAAGCACCAGCAAUCUGACCGCCACCGGAACCCUCAGUUUCCCUGCGGGAUCAGUCGCAGCAUCUGCAGUCUCGAGUCUGGACGCCAGCAAGAUCACAACGGGCAAUUUUGGGGUGGGGUCGUUUGGAGCCAACGUUGUCGUCAGCACUGCGAACAACCCAAAUUUCACAUUAGCGUCCUCUGCAACCACGAACAGUCUCAACCUUGGGCUGGCAACGAGCAUAGGGAGUUACAGCACGUCAGCUGCUGUAGGUUCCAACGGCAACAUAGGAGUGGGCACGACGGGGGCUUCGUAUAAGCUGGAUGUAUCCGGCACCCUAAGGACGACCGGCGCCGCGACCCUUGCCUCAGUGACCACCGCGGCCAGCUCGGUCAAUAUUAUGCCCGGAAUCGUUGCUGUAAAUGACGGAACGGACAGCGCGUCCGCCCGAGGACUUAGGUGGUGGAGUAGCAGUGAUAUCGACACGCUAACAUAUGCCUCCUCGUCGGGGGCAAACAAAUCUCCUGCGAACGCCACCACUUGCACGUCCCUAGACGGACGGACGAGCGUCCACAUCAGGAACCGGGCAUAUGGCAGCACGGGGCGCGGAUUCCUCUGGGAGAACACCACUGGGCAGUGCCUCAUGUCCCUCACCAGCGACACGGGCAACCUGUACGUGAAGGGCAUGUACUCCGCCAGCGGCACCGGCGGCCUCCUGUGCACGGUGCUGAACGGCGGGCGGUCCCUCGGGUCGUUCCUGACGACGGCCGCGCUCACCGGCAUCGCCAACGCGCCUCUGUACUGGACGAACCUGCACAGCCUGGCGCCGUUGGCCAGCAUAUUCAACGGUCAGACGACCUCUUAUGUGGUGCGCAUAGCAGGUUACAUCAACAUCCAAUACGCGCAGCAGUAUACGUUCUACUUCAACAUCCUGUAA